This is a messenger RNA of Schizophyllum commune H4-8, 5498 nucleotides long. RefSeq names its product glycosyltransferase family 48 protein. Gene Ontology annotation, cellular component: plasma membrane; 1,3-beta-D-glucan synthase complex. Gene Ontology annotation, biological process: (1->3)-beta-D-glucan biosynthetic process; fungal-type cell wall polysaccharide biosynthetic process. Gene Ontology annotation, molecular function: 1,3-beta-D-glucan synthase activity. The transcript has 11 exons. The record is from RefSeq and is a predicted model, not a curated record. Lineage: Eukaryota; Fungi; Basidiomycota; Agaricomycetes; Agaricales; Schizophyllaceae. The coding region runs from base 162 to 5384 and encodes 1740 amino acids.
UCACAUCCGCUCCUUGUUCCCGUCCCUCAAGGCCGUUCUUUCGCUGGCGACCGACCCGGUGUUCGCGAGAACCUGUUGUUUCUGACGAUCAUCAGCCCUUUCUUCUCGUCGCUCUUUAGCUCUCCCUAGACCGUCUUUUACUCUACUCUUCGACGCACGCCAUGUCCGGCCCAGGAUAUGGCAGGAAUCCAUUCGACAAUCCCCCGCCCAACAGAGGUCCCUAUGGCCAGCAGCCAGGUUUCCCGGGGCCCGGCCCUCGGCCUUACGACUCGGACGCGGACAUGAGCCAGACCUAUGGCAGCACAACCAGGCUCGCCGGCAGUGCCGGUUACAGCGACAGAAACGGCAGCUUCGACGGCGACCGCUCCUACGCGCCCUCAAUUGACUCGCGCGCCAGCGUGCCCAGCAUAUCGCCCUUCGCAGACCCGGGUAUCGGCUCUAAUGAGCCGUAUCCCGCUUGGUCGGUCGAACGCCAGAUUCCCAUGUCCACGGAGGAGAUUGAGGACAUCUUCCUCGACCUCACCCAAAAGUUUGGCUUCCAGCGCGACUCCAUGCGGAAUACGUUCGACUUCAUGAUGCACCUCCUCGAUUCCCGUGCCUCGCGCAUGACGCCCAACCAAGCUCUGCUCACGCUUCACGCCGACUACAUUGGUGGCCAGCAUGCCAAUUACCGGAAGUGGUAUUUCGCCGCACAGCUCAACCUCGAUGACGCGGUCGGGCAAACCAAUAACCCCGGUAUCCAGCGCUUGAAGACCAUCAAGGGCGCUACGAAGACCAAGUCGCUCGACAGCGCACUCAACCGCUGGCGCAACGCGAUGAACAACAUGAGCCAGUACGAUCGCCUCCGGCAAAUUGCGCUCUACCUCCUCUGCUGGGGUGAAGCAGGCAACAUCCGUCUGGCGCCCGAGUGCUUGUGCUUCAUCUUCAAGUGCGCGGACGACUACUACAGAAGUCCCGAGUGUCAGAACCGGAUGGACCCCGUGCCGGAAGGGCUGUACCUGCAGACGGUCAUCAAGCCGCUCUAUCGCUUCCUACGUGAUCAGGCGUACGAAGUCGUUGAUGGGAAGCAAGUGAAGCGCGAGAAGGACCACGACCAGAUUAUCGGUUAUGACGACGUCAACCAGUUAUUCUGGUAUCCGGAAGGUUUGGCUAAGAUCGUCAUGUCGGACAACACACGACUUGUAGAUGUACCUCCGGCGCAGCGGUUCAUGAAGUUCGCCAAGAUCGAGUGGAACCGCGUCUUCUUCAAGACGUACUUUGAGAAGCGCUCUACUGCCCAUCUCCUGGUCAACUUCAACCGUAUAUGGAUCCUCCACGUCUCGAUGUACUUCUUCUACACGGCAUUCAACUCUCCACGAGUCUACGCGCCGCACGGCAAACUCGACCCCUCCCCUGAGAUGACCUGGUCCGCGACUGCCCUUGGAGGCGCUGUGUCCACCAUGAUCAUGAUCCUUGCCACUAUCGCGGAGUACACCUACAUCCCCACGACAUGGAACAAUGCGUCGCACCUCACCACGCGGCUCAUUUUCCUCCUGGUCAUCCUCGCGCUCACUGCUGGCCCAACAUUCUAUAUCGCCAUGAUAGACGGACGCACGGACAUCGGCCAAGUACCACUCAUCGUGGCCAUAGUGCAGUUCUUCAUCUCCGUCGUCGCCACCCUCGCUUUCGCUACCAUCCCUUCUGGUCGCAUGUUCGGCGACCGUGUGGCUGGCAAGUCAAGAAAGCACAUGGCAUCGCAGACGUUCACAGCGUCGUACCCGUCCAUGAAGCGGUCAUCUCGCGUAGCGAGUAUCAUGCUGUGGCUUUUGGUCUUUGGCUGCAAAUACGUCGAGUCUUACUUCUUCUUGACGUCCUCCUUCUCCAGCCCGAUCGCGGUCAUGGCGCGUACGAAGGUACAGGGCUGCAACGACCGUAUCUUCGGCAGCCAGCUGUGCACGAAUCAGGUCCCGUUCGCGCUGGCAAUCAUGUACGUGAUGGACCUGGUACUGUUCUUCCUGGACACGUACCUGUGGUACAUCAUCUGGCUGGUGAUCUUCUCGAUGGUGCGCGCGUUCAAGCUUGGUAUCUCGAUCUGGACGCCCUGGAGCGAGAUCUUCACCCGCAUGCCGAAGCGUAUUUACGCAAAGCUGCUGGCGACGGCCGAGAUGGAGGUCAAGUAUAAGCCCAAGGUGCUCGUCUCACAAAUCUGGAACGCGGUCAUCAUCUCCAUGUACCGGGAGCAUCUCUUGUCCAUCGAGCACGUCCAGCGCUUGCUUUACCACCAGGUUGAUGGUCCCGAUGGCCGCCGCACCCUCAGGGCACCGCCGUUCUUCACCAGCCAGCGAACUGCGAAGCCAGGCCUGUUCUUCCCUCCUGGUGGCGAGGCUGAGCGCCGCAUCUCGUUCUUUGCCUCAUCGCUGACGACCGCGCUCCCGGAGCCUCUGCCGAUCGACGCCAUGCCCACCUUCACCGUGCUCGUUCCCCAUUACUCCGAGAAGAUUCUGCUCAGUCUGCGCGAGAUUAUCCGCGAGGAGGACCAGAACACCCGCGUUACCUUACUGGAGUACCUCAAGCAGCUCCACCCUGUCGAAUGGGACAAUUUCGUCAAGGACACCAAGAUCUUGGCGGAAGAGUCGGGAGACGUCCAGGACGAGAAGCGCGCGCGCACGGACGACUUGCCGUUCUAUUGCAUCGGGUUCAAGACCUCGUCACCAGAGUACACCCUGCGUACGCGUAUCUGGGCCUCACUGCGCGCACAGACGCUGUACCGCACGGUCUCCGGUAUGAUGAACUACUCCAAGGCGAUUAAGCUCCUCUAUCGCGUCGAGAACCCGGAUGUCGUUCAUGCCUUCGGUGGGAACACGGAACGUCUUGAACGCGAGCUUGAGCGCAUGUCUCGCCGCAAGUUCAAGUUCGUCAUCUCGAUGCAGCGGUACUCCAAGUUCAACAAGGAGGAGCAGGAGAACGCCGAGUUCCUUCUGCGCGCGUACCCGGAUUUGCAGAUCGCGUACCUCGAUGAAGAGCCCGGUCCCAGCAAGAGCGACGAGGUUCGGUUGUUUUCGACACUCAUCGACGGACACUCCGAGGUGGACGAGAAGACGGGCCGCCGCAAGCCCAAGUUCCGCAUCGAGCUGCCCGGUAACCCCAUCCUCGGUGACGGGAAGUCGGAUAACCAGAACCACGCCAUCGUCUUCUACCGCGGCGAGUACAUUCAGGUCAUUGACGCUAACCAGGACAAUUACCUGGAAGAGUGUCUCAAGAUCCGUAAUGUCCUGGGCGAGUUUGAGGAAUACUCCGUGUCGAGCCAGAGCCCGUACGCGCAGUGGGGCCACAAGGAGUUCAACAAGUGCCCCGUCGCUAUCCUGGGUUCCCGCGAGUACAUCUUCUCGGAGAACAUCGGUAUCCUCGGUGACAUCGCUGCCGGCAAGGAACAGACGUUCGGUACCAUUACGGCGCGUGCGCUUGCGUGGAUCGGCGGCAAGCUGCAUUACGGUCACCCGGAUUUCCUCAAUGCGACGUUCAUGACGACGCGUGGUGGCGUGUCAAAAGCGCAGAAGGGCUUGCAUCUUAACGAGGAUAUCUUCGCUGGUAUGACCGCCGUGUCCCGCGGAGGGCGCAUCAAGCACAUGGAGUACUACCAGUGCGGCAAAGGUCGUGAUCUCGGAUUCGGCACGAUCUUGAACUUCCAGACCAAGAUCGGUACUGGUAUGGGCGAGCAGCUGCUCUCGCGCGAGUACUACUAUCUGGGCACGCAAUUGCCUAUCGACCGGUUCUUGACGUUCUACUACGCGCACGCUGGUUUCCAUGUCAACAACAUCCUGGUCAUCUACUCCAUCCAGGUCUUCAUGGUCACCCUGCUGUACCUGGGCACAUUGAACAAGCAGCUGUUCAUCUGCAAGGUCAACUCCAAUGGCCAGGUUCUUAGUGGACAAGCUGGGUGCUACAACCUCAUCCCGGUCUUCGAGUGGAUUCGCCGGAGUAUCAUCUCCAUCUUCUUGGUGUUCUUCAUCGCCUUCUUGCCGUUGUUCUUGCAAGAGCUUUGCGAACGCGGAACAGGAAAGGCGUUGCUGCGUCUCGGGAAGCACUUCCUGUCACUGUCGCCCAUCUUCGAAGUGUUCUCCACCCAAAUCUACUCGCAGGCGCUCUUGAACAACAUGAGUUUCGGUGGUGCGCGCUACAUCGCUACAGGACGCGGUUUCGCGACGAGUCGGAUACCCUUCAACAUCCUCUACUCGCGUUUCGCGCCGCCGAGCAUCUACAUGGGCAUGCGUAAUCUGCUGCUCUUGCUGUACGCGACGAUGGCCAUUUGGAUCCCACACCUGAUCUACUUCUGGUUCUCCGUCCUCUCCCUCUGCAUCGCGCCAUUCAUGUUCAAUCCGCAUCAAUUCUCGUACGCUGACUUCAUCAUCGACUACCGGGAGUUCUUGCGCUGGAUGUCGCGCGGUAACUCGCGGACGAAGGCGAGUAGCUGGUACGGAUAUUGCCGUCUGUCGCGUACCGCGAUUACUGGGUACAAGAAGAAGAAACUGGGACACCCGUCGGAGAAGCUGUCGGGCGAUGUGCCGCGUGCGCCGUGGAGGAACGUCAUCUUCUCGGAGAUCCUUUGGCCCAUCGGCGCGUGCAUCAUCUUCAUCGUCGCGUACAUGUUCGUCAAAUCGUUCCCUGACGAGCAGGGCAACGCGCCGCCGAGCCCGCUGGUCCGCAUUCUGCUCAUCGCGGUUGGCCCUACUGUGUGGAACGCGGCGGUGCUCAUCACGCUGUUCUUCCUGUCGCUCUUCCUGGGCCCGAUGAUGGAUGGCUGGGUCAAGUUCGGCUCAGUCAUGGCGGCACUUGCGCAUGGUCUAGCGCUCAUAGGCAUGCUCACGUUCUUCGAGUUCUUCUGGUUCCUCGAGCUCUGGGAUGCCUCGCACGCCGUGCUCGGCGUCAUCGCCAUUAUUGCCGUUCAGCGCGGGAUCCAGAAGAUCCUCAUUGCCGUCUUCCUGACGCGUGAGUACAAGCACGACGAGACGAACCGCGCGUGGUGGACAGGUAAAUGGUAUGGACGCGGGCUGGGUACCUCGGCCAUGUCCCAGCCGGCGCGCGAGUUCAUCGUGAAGAUCGUGGAGAUGUCGCUGUGGACGUCGGACUUCCUGCUUGCGCACCUGUUGCUCAUCAUCUUGACGGUGCCGCUACUGCUGCCGUUCUUCAACUCGAUCCAUUCGACGAUGCUUUUCUGGUUGCGCCCUUCGAAGCAGAUUAGGCAACCUCUGUUCUCCACUAAGCAGAAGCGGCAACGGCGAUGGAUUGUCAUGAAGUAUACCGUGGUAUAUCUCGUGGUGGUGGCUUUCCUCGUUGCGCUCAUCGCUCUGCCCGCGCUCUUCCGCGAGAGCAUCCACUUCAACUGCGAGAUCUGCCAGAGUAUAUAGUCAUAUAACGACGUCUAUCGUAUCGCCGGACGAGAGCCCCGUCGCCUACACACUGACAUGGAAUUGCUGUGUAUACAAUCGAUCUUCUGACCGCGUCGGGGGCGUUGCCGUCUU